AUGCAGAUUAUAACCUUCCUCAAUAAAGGAUAUUUCGGUUGUGAUAUUUCAACUCACCUUCGAUCCUUUUUAUUUUAUUAUGCAUAUAAUUUACCAGAAAUCCUAUCUUCAAGAUCUGUUACUUUUUAUGCGGCGGAAACAUACGUUGAUAUUCUUUAUAAAUUGCUGCAUCAAAUAACCCAUGCUUAUCGGAAGACACACAUUACAACCUACUUUUAUUUUAUUCAAGGAAGCCUACUCUGUAAACAUGCUUUACGAUGUCGUUCAAUUAUACUUGUUUGCAAAUGUACUCCCAUCACUUGUAACAUUGGCACAUCGGUGGAGAUUCCUGGAAGUAGUUUAUUUUCUAAUUGCUCUUAUGUGAUAAGAGGAUCAGUUUCAAAUGCAGUGUUUCAGAACAUAAAGAAAAACCAUAAUUUGGUUCUGAGAUCAAAUCACCCCGAUCUCACGUAUGCGGUUUUCGUUUCUCGUUUUUAUCAAAUCCAUCAUUUUAUUAAACAACUGCCUUUAUAUUCGGCUGAUUUUAUAAUACAAAUGUGGACAAUACCACGACAUUUACAACACUUUGUCAAAUAUUUUCAAUUUCCAUUUUACGAAAGAAUGAAAAUGAUGGCAAUUUACAGACACAUUCACAUUUAUUGGCCGUGUUUCGUCCCUAAACCUCCGACUAGCUGUUAUUUUGAAUACAAUUUUUAA
This is a messenger RNA of Echinococcus granulosus, 696 nucleotides long. RefSeq lists its product as hypothetical. Lineage: Eukaryota; Metazoa; Platyhelminthes; Cestoda; Cyclophyllidea; Taeniidae. The transcript has 6 exons. The record is from RefSeq and is a predicted model, not a curated record. The coding region runs from base 1 to 696 and encodes 231 amino acids.